CAGAAAAAAACUAAACAAUUCAAAAUUUCUAGCAAAAUAAAUGAAAAUUCUAUAAAAUGACGAAAUCAAAAGAUACUUUGGCCUAUGUGUGCAUUAAUUGUGGCCAAAAAGUCAAGGAGUUGUACAAGAAAUACAGCAAUACUUUUAAAACCGUCAACUGUGAAAAAUGCCAUAAUGUAGCCGAUAAAUAUAUAGAAUUUGAGACUGUUAUAAUACUAGUGGACUCCAUGCUAUUGUCGCAGCAAGCCUAUAGACAUGCCUUAUUUAAUCGGGAUUUUAAGCUAUUUUGGAAAUUAUCUUUAAUGUUAUUACUGUUAGAGUCCUUUACUCUUUGGCGUGAAAAACGUGAGCACACAAAUGAUGACUUGACUCAAUCCAUAUUGGUUAAUGAACAUGGCUUUUAUUUGUGCUGUGCUCAAAAUAUAUGUGACUAUUUACUUACCACUUUUUUACUUUUGCUGGCCUCCAUGGCUCUCCGGAAAAACAUGGUAUUAAAUAUGGGCCUUAAAUCCUUUGGAUUUGUGUUAUUAAAAGCCAAUGUCUUGGCCAACUUUUCGAAAUUCUUUUUAUUGCCCAUUAUGUUGUGGCGUGAGAAUACUACAGACUUUGGCGCCGCUAUACAUCGUACUUUGGUUACGGGCCAUCAUUUGUGUUCAUUGAUAUUUGUCUAUGUGGUUGUGACACGUUUAAGAGUUCUGCAGGCGGCUCUUAUUGUUUUACCCGUGUACAUUAUAAAAGAGUUUAUAAUGCAAAAUUUAUCGCUGUAUAUGGAGGAGCAAUUUUCAUAGAGCUGAGAAAAUGAAGGGGAGAACUGAUUAAAGGAUGAUGUUUGGUUGAAUUAAGUAUUUAUUUACCUUAUAAGAAGAUCUGCUGCAAUAAAAG
This is a messenger RNA of Calliphora vicina (urban bluebottle blowfly), 882 nucleotides long. It is a transcript of the gene Arv1, whose product is annotated as ACAT-related protein required for viability 1. Gene Ontology annotation, cellular component: Golgi apparatus; cortical endoplasmic reticulum. Gene Ontology annotation, biological process: sterol metabolic process; regulation of plasma membrane sterol distribution; intracellular sterol transport. The transcript is spliced from 4 exons. The coding region runs from base 57 to 788 and encodes 243 amino acids. NCBI's taxonomy places the organism in Eukaryota, Metazoa, Arthropoda, Insecta, Diptera, Calliphoridae. The record is from RefSeq and is a predicted model, not a curated record.